UAUCCCCGAGAAUUAUCAGGCACCAAAAAGAGAAGAAAAAAAAAAAGAAGCUGUCGACCUCCAUUGAUUUAGCCAUGUUCUGGUUCGAUCUCCUCCUUCUUCCUACGUCUCUUUAAAUUUCCAUCCACCACUCUGCAUGGGUUAGCGAAAUAAAUUCUCUACUCGAUACGAAGCUCUUCAAGCGAAAUCAUGCCGAUUUCCGUGGAUCUUCCCGUUUUCUCCACUCUCCGAGCACCGUUGUUCUCUGGCAUAACCCGUGUGUUUGACGUCCCCUUCUCGGGUCCCAGAGUCUCUGUGGAACCGACAUGUACUACCGCUCGAACUUCGGCGCGUGGGAUUUCGGUGAUGUGCGUGGUGAGGGAUUCGGCACCGUUCGAGGCUCGCGAGAGAGAUGAACCCACAAUUGGAAAUGGUUCCGGGUUUGUUGAAGUCGUCGUUAUCGGGAGUCGACAGGAGUCUAUCAUGGAUUCUUGCUUGGGUUCUCCGUUUCGUUCUCUUCCUCUGCGAUUUUGGAGUAUUGAAAAGAACAAAGCUGGGGAUUUGUUAUUACAUCAGAGGCUCAUUGAAGAUCAUGAUUCAAAAACCAUGAAUCCUGCUCUGCUGCUACAAUCACGUCCAAGGGCCAUCAUCCUUGUGGCUAGUUCUGGGUAUGGUUCUUGUCAGAUUGGUGCUAUUGAUAUUCUUAAUGAAGUAAGAUCUUGGGGUGGAUUAGCUGUUGCUAUUCUGUUAAAACCUUUCAGCUUUGAAGGACGGAGGCGUCUAGCUGAGGUUAACGACUUGGCUGGAAAAUUGCAACAACAUACAAGUUUUCGAAUAGAUAUCGACAUAGAAAUGUUGCUACAGAAGGAUUUGGUAACUUUGGAUGAAGCUCUAAAAAAUGCAAACAAUGCUAUUUCAAUGGCAGUUAAUGCCACUUGUGCUCUCCUAAUUGGGAUGCAUGGACAAUUCAUCGAUGUGAUGCAUAAAGAUCUUAAAGAACUUAAGGCUUCAGAAGUUACAAGAAUUCUUUCAAGCUACAAAGAAGCAAAGGUUGGGUUUGGAGUUGGUCACAACCUUAAGACCUCAAUAUUACGAGCUAUAUAUGACUGCCCUUUCUUUCGCCCUGGUAUAAAGGGUGUAAAUGCCAUCAUAUGUGUCGUGGCUACUUCGGCUCAUCUUCGGAAGAAUGAACUGCAGACAAUUCUUCUAACUUUUCGUCAAACAAUUGAGUACAUGGGAGAUAUUGUAAUAUCUACAGUUCAUGAACCUGAUCUAGAGCGUAAAGUGCUGGUGACAACAUUUUUUAUUCCAAGUUACCCCGAUGAGGUCUUUGAGACGGGCAACAUUAUUUCCAGACUAUUUCCUUUUGUUUUAAGCAUUUUCAAGAGAGAUCAAAAUGAACAGAAACUAGCAAAGGAAAGAUCAUUAGAGGGUAACAAAGUAAAAAGUGUCAAAGGUACUGUGGAAGAUUUUGACGGUUGCUCCGAGGGACUCCAGGAAUUAUCUACAAAUGGUGACAAUGACCCAUAUACGUUGAGUGAGCCUUCAACGAAUGAGUUUGAACCAUCCAGAAAUACUCCAUCUGAUUUACGCGAUGAAGACAACAUAGAAGGCAGAUUAUCCUUUGUAGAUUAUGGUGCUUUCCGGAGGGCGAUUGCCAGUUGGGGUGUGGAUCAAGAAAAUUGGGUUGAACAAAAAAUUCCCCAAAAGUGGGCAGAAGAUCCCGUAGAUACUGCAGUACUUGGUAGCCUGAGUAUUGUUAGCCUUCCUGUUGGGGUGAGAUCUUCAAAUAAUACGAAGAUUAAAACCAGUAACACCAAUUCACUUCAAGAGAUACCCGCGAAGGAUGAUUUGAGAGCCGAAUUGCCGUUUAAUCCUAGUAUCUUGAUGAGAGACUUUAAUGAUACUGCAUCGAACCUUUUAAAUGAGAAAUAUGCUGAUAUUGCAAAGCAAAGAAAUCUUUCUGCUCGGGCAGCAUCUAUGCUGGAAGCUGAAAGAGAUUCACCAAAGAGAUGGAGCCCAAUACUAGAAAUGCAGUACAGAGAAGGACUUUAUAGGGGAAGAUGCCAAGGAGGUCUUCCCGAAGGAAAGGGUCGUUUGGUCCUUGGGGAUGGAAGCAUAUAUGACGGAAUGUGGCAUAAUGGUAAAAGGUCUGGUCUCGGUACAUUCUACUUCAAGAAUGGGGAUGUGUUCCAAGGGACGUGGAGAGAGGAUUUGAUACAUGGCAAGGGUUGGUUUUAUUUUCACAAUGGUGAUCGAUGGUUUGCAAAUUUCUGGAAAGGAAAGGCUAAUGGAGAAGGCCGCUUCUAUUCAAAAUCUGGCGAUAUAUUCUUUGGGCAUUUCAAAGACGGAUGGCGACAUGGGCAUUUCCUCUGUAUAGAUGUGGACGGAACAAGAUACUCUGAAACAUGGGAUGACGGUGUUCUUCUUGCCCGGGAACAAGCUGAUGCUGGAGAUUGAUAAGACCAUCAAACUAUUUGUCCGAAUUUGUUGAAAGAUCAUUCUGGUUUGUACAGUGCAGUGACCUACAACUACAUAAAUUCGCUGAUUUCGUUAUUUUGUUACUUCAACUUUUACUUCAUAGUGAUUUCUUUUUUGUGCCCUUCCCCUUGACAGUGUUUUGUGUUAAGACUGAAGAAAAACUUUUAUCUUUCCAUAUAAGCUUUGUUCUAACAAUAUCUACAGGUUAA
Messenger RNA from Tarenaya hassleriana, 2669 nucleotides. RefSeq names its product protein ACCUMULATION AND REPLICATION OF CHLOROPLASTS 3. Gene Ontology annotation, molecular function: GTP binding. Gene Ontology annotation, biological process: chloroplast fission. Lineage: Eukaryota; Viridiplantae; Streptophyta; Magnoliopsida; Brassicales; Cleomaceae. Gene Ontology annotation, cellular component: extrinsic component of plastid membrane; chloroplast outer membrane; cytosol. Bases 190 to 2439 code for a protein of 749 amino acids. The transcript is spliced from 16 exons. The record is from RefSeq and is a predicted model, not a curated record.